Molecule: messenger RNA, 2022 nt
Organism: Sceloporus undulatus (fence lizard)
Lineage: Eukaryota; Metazoa; Chordata; Lepidosauria; Squamata; Phrynosomatidae
Exons: 2
Coding region: 247-1269 (340 amino acids)
Source: RefSeq, a predicted model, not a curated record
ACUUAACUGUGACGGGGAAAUUACAAACCCAAGGGAAAGGGAAAAGGAACUCUUCUUUUUGGAUCGGUUUUGCUUUGGUAUUGGAAUCCAUACGAAAGAUAUUUAGAGAAGAAGGUUAGAGAAUAUUGGAUUGGAACAUUGGACUCUUCAUUAAAAUUUGGUAAAUAUAUUUUUCUUUCCCCUUUCUCCUUCAUUUUUUUUGGAUGAGUACAAAAUAAGCUCUCUAUAAGGACUGGAAUACUGUAAAUGGAAACAAGGGGAACCAAGAGCAGAAAAGAAAACAUGAGCGGAGGAGGACACUCAAACCCAAGACGCAACUCCAUGGAAUGGGGGGGGAAACAACCGGACAUAUCUACAGUCAUAUUACAAGAACUGAGGGAAUUUAAAAAAAACUUUAAGCUGGAAAUAAGGGAAGAGCAAAAAGCUUUACGAGGGGAGAUAAGAGAAGAUAUGAUUUCACAAACGGAAACCUUAUCUCGUAAAAUUGAUUUGAUAAACAAGGAUAUUUCAGAGAUUAAAAAGGAGGUCAAAUCUACAGUCAAAAAGACAGUGGAUUUAGAAAAGAAAUUUAUGAAGCUAGAGAAACAACAGACUUACGAAGAGGCUUUAAUACAAAUACAAGAAAAAAGGCACAGAGAUAAAGCUAUUAAGAUUAGAGGCUUGGAGGAAAGUGAAAAUGAGAAUUUAGAGGAGCGGUUAUUACCCCCGCUGGCAAAAUUUUUGGAUGUCUCACUUGAAAUGCUUGAAUCUCAAACGGAUAAAAUUUUCAGAGUGAGCUCUAAAAUAGCUAAGGAAAAAGGGCUUCCCAGAGACAUUGUACUUUGUUUCACCUCCACGAGACUAAAAGAGAGAUGUAUUCAAAGGAACUAUAAGGAAAACCUGGUGAUACAAGGUUCCCAAAUCAGCAUUUUUAAAGAUCUCUCAUUACAAACUAUCAAACAGAGGCAACAAUACAAACCCCUCACUGCUUUACUUCAGAAAAAAAACAUCAAUUAUAGAUGGUCGAACCCAGAGGGAAUAACAUGCUGGUUUAACAAUAAAAGAAUAAGAGUAAACUCCUUGGAAAAAGCAAAAGAAUUCCAAAAAAAUCUAUUACUGCAAGAACAGCAAGAAUACGACACAGACCAGGAAGUGUCAAGCGAAGAAGGAGAGAUCAGCGGAAAGGAUCUACACAGUGACACCGAAAGGGAGCACUCAUUUGACAACUUAGAUCCAUCAAAAGAAAAUCCGGAGGGAGCUUUCGGAAAAGCUAAAGAACUGGGCAAGUAAUUGUCCCCUGGACUCAGAGGUUUAAAACUAAAAUAUUUUUAAAUAUAGAUCUGAGGAAGUAUAACAAGAUGAUUCUGAAUACAAGAUAACUAUAUGAAAAGCCGUUUACUAAACCUUUUGGGGGAACUCUGGCGAUUUCGAUCCUAUACUUCAUGAUUUCUCCAAAAAGACACAAAAGAAAGAUAAGGGGUACAAACACCAUAAGAUGUUUUCUUUAAUGUAAGGAUUCAAGACGACAUGAUAUAUAAGUAUGUCUUCUCUUUGAUAAAAAAUACCUAGAUACAUUGUACGGAGGAAAUAAUUGAAAUUAAAUUUUUCUAAUAACAUAUUGUUAGGGUGAACAGUUGCAAGGUAAUGGUUAUAUCAUGUACUGUCCUUUUUUUUCUUUAUAAUGGAUAAUAAGUAUGUAUGAUACAAGAAAUAACAUUUUUGACUAUUAGGUCUGCAAAAAGGAAACAAACUAUAAUUUAAUAAUCCUCGAGCAUAGGGUAGGAACCGGGACAAGGAAGUUAUUGGGUUAAACUUUUAUUGAGAAAGAACAGGAAGAGUACAUAUAUUUUUUUUUUUGGUCUUUUUUUUUCCUCACUGGUUUUUCUCCCAAGUGUAUCAUUGCAUAAUGGUUUGAGUAUAUACUUUUAUGUAUUAGGCAUUUGGUAGUGACACUAUGGAAGAAACAAGUAUUGUAAAAUUGUUUAUUUCAUUAUGCUUACUCUGUUCUGAUGUUUUUAUAAAAAUUUAAUAAAGAAUAUAAUU